CAACUGAGACUGCUCUUCUCUGUGUCACGGAGGCGCUCCGCACUGCUAAAGCUAACUCUCUCUCCUCUGCUCUUAUCCUUCUAGACCUAUCGGCUGCCUUUGAUACUGUGAACCAUCAGAUCCUCCUCUCCACCCUCUCCGAGCUGGGCAUCUCCGGCGCGGCCCACGCUUGGAUUGCGUCCUACCUGACAGGUCGCUCCUACCAGGUGGUGAAUCGCAUCUCUGCAUGUCUGGCAGACAUAUCAGUGUGGAUGACGGAUCACCACCUCAAGCUGAACCUCGGCAAGACGGAGCUGCUCUUCCUCCCGGGGAAGGACUGCCCGUUCCAUGAUCUCGCCAUCACGGUUGACAACUCCAUUGUGUCCUCCUCCCAGAGUGCUAAGAACCUUGGCGUGAUCCUGGACAACACCCUGUCGUUCUCAACUAACAUCAAGGCGGUGACCCGUUCCUGUAGGUUCAUGCUCUACAACAUUCGCAGAGUACAACCCUGCCUCACGCACGAAGCGGCGCAGGUCCUAAUCCAGGCACUUGUCAUCUCCCGUCUGGAUUACUGCAACUCGCUGUUGGCUGGGCUCCCUGCCUGUGCCAUUAAACCCCUACAACUCAUCCAGAACGCCGCAGCCCGUCUGGUGUUCAACUUUCCCAAGUUCUCUCACGUCACCCCGCUCCUCCGCUCUCUCCACUGGCUUCCAGUUGAAGCUCGCAUCCGCUACAAGACCAUGGUGCUUGCCUACGGAGCUGUGAGGGGAACGGCACCUCCGUACCUUCAGGCUCUGAUCAGGCCCUACACCCAAACAAGGGCACUGCGUUCAUCCACCUCUGGCCUGCUCGCCUCCCUACCUCUGAGGAAGUACAGUUCCCGCUCAGCCCAGUCAAAACUGUUCGCUGCUCUGGAACCCCAAUCGUGGAACAAACUCCCUCACGACGCCAGGUCAGCGGAGUCAAUCACCACCUUCCGGAGACACCUGAAACCCCACCUCUUUAAGGAAUACCUAGGAUAGGAUAAAGUAAUCCUUCUAACCCCCC
This is a messenger RNA of Salvelinus fontinalis (brook trout), 1026 nucleotides long. RefSeq lists its product as uncharacterized. NCBI's taxonomy places the organism in Eukaryota, Metazoa, Chordata, Actinopteri, Salmoniformes, Salmonidae. The record is from RefSeq and is a predicted model, not a curated record. The transcript is spliced from 2 exons. The coding region runs from base 252 to 1001 and encodes 249 amino acids.